AUGAAAGGCCCACUGCUCCUGCUCCUUCUCCUUCUGGGGACAGUUGCUGCUUUCCAUCUGGAGAAUUCUGCCUGCAGUCCGGACAGCCAUGAGAUACAAGUGGAUCUGAGUCAGAAUCUGGAAGGUUCAGGGGAGCAGGGAGAAGACCUGGCUCUGACUGAUGAGAUGAUUCAGUCAGAGGGAGAGGAGGCCAAGGCUUCCAGCUGUCAGGUCACAUCUGAGGACGGGGAGGCCAUGGAUUCGGACCUAGCUGCCCUAGACAAGGACUUUCAGUGCCCCAAGGAAGAAGACGUAAUUCGAAUUCCGAGCAGUCCUGGGUGCAAAACCUGCAACUUCCUGUUGGUGCGGCAGGCCCAGAAAUUUAAAUGUGCUCAGAAUAUCUGCAGGAGGUGCUACCGAGGCAACCUCGUCUCCAUACACAGCUACAACUUAGAUUAUCGCAUCCUCUGCUCAGCCAGAAGACUCAAUGAAAAUGAGGUCUGGAUUGGAGCCAUCAGCCGGCGCUGGUUCAUGUGUCGGAGGUUUCGAUGGACCGAUGGGAGCUGCUGGAAUUUUCAAUACUGGGCCUCAGGGCAGCCUUUCCAAGGGCACGGCAACUGUGUGACCCUGUGCACCCCAGGUGGUCACUGGCGGCGCACUUCAUGCCAAAGGCGUCUGCCCUUUGUCUGCUCUUACUGAGCCCGUGGCUGCGGAGCCCCUGCCUCGGAUCCCCCGCCCUUCGC
This is a messenger RNA of Panthera uncia (snow leopard), 722 nucleotides long. Its product is annotated as proteoglycan 3-like. The coding region runs from base 1 to 678 and encodes 225 amino acids. Gene Ontology annotation, biological process: immune response. The record is from RefSeq and is a predicted model, not a curated record. The transcript has 5 exons. Lineage: Eukaryota; Metazoa; Chordata; Mammalia; Carnivora; Felidae.